CAGCGGGAGAUCGCUGAGACGAGAGAAACGUGUAGGGCUGCUUAUGAUACUUCUGCACCGAAUGCAAAACGCAAAUACCCAGAUGAGGGAGAAGCUGAUGAGGAAGAGAUUGAAGAAUAUAAGGAUGAAGUAGAGCUGCAGCAAGACGAAGAGAACCUGCCCUAUGAAGAAGAGAUUUACAAAGAUUCCAGUACUUUUCUUAAGGGUACUCAGAGCUUAAAUCCACACAACGAUUACUGCCAACACUUUGUGGAUACAGGACACAGACCCCAGAACUUCAUCAGAGAUGUUGGCUUAGCAGAUAGGUUUGAAGAAUAUCCAAAACUUAGAGAGCUCAUCAGAUUGAAGGAUGAGCUGAUAUCUAAAUCUAACACUCCUCCCAUGUACUUACAAGCAGACUUGGAAGCUUUUGAUAUUAGGGAACUGAAGUCCAAAUUUGAUGUGAUUCUCCUGGAACCACCACUGGAAGAGUACUACCGAGAGACUGGCAUUACUGCCAAUGAAAAAUGCUGGACCUGGGAUGAUAUCAUGAAAUUGGAAAUUGAAGAAAUUGCAGCCCCAAGGUCAUUUGUGUUUCUAUGGUGUGGUUCAGGCGAGGGUCUGGAUCUUGGCCGAGUGUGUCUACGCAAAUGGGGUUACAGAAGAUGUGAGGACAUUUGUUGGAUUAAAACGAAUAAGAACAAUCCUGGAAAGACCAAGACUCUAGACCCUAAGGCUGUUUUCCAGAGAACAAAGGAGCACUGCCUCAUGGGCAUUAAAGGGACUGUGCGUCGCAGUACAGAUGGUGACUUCAUCCAUGCUAAUGUCGAUAUCGACCUAAUCAUCACAGAAGAGCCUGAAAUUGGCAACAUAGAAAAACCUGUAGAGAUUUUUCACAUCAUUGAGCAUUUCUGCCUUGGGCGACGACGCCUUCAUCUUUUUGGAAGGGACAGUACAAUUCGACCAGGUUGGCUGACUGUAGGACCCACCCUCACAAACAGCAAUUUCAACGCAGAAACGUAUUCUUCGUACUUCACAGCUCCAAAUUCUCACCUGACCGGCUGUACUGAAGAGAUUGAGAGACUUCGGCCCAAGUCACCACCACCUAAGUCCAAGUCUGACCGGGGAGGUGGUGCGCCGAGGGGAGGAGGAAGAGGAGGGACCUCAGCAGGCCGAGGAGAAAGGGGCAGAGAGAGGAACAGAACUAACUUUCGGGGUGAGAGAGGUGGCUUCAGAGGGGGACGUGGAGGUACCCAUAGAGGAGGCUUCCCCGCCCGCUGAUGACUGUUGUUAGGUAAUUGCUUCUUCCCCCGGCCCUACGCCUCAUCUCCGAAUCUUUUUCUUAGUCUUGUUUUUGCUAAAGUGAGUUAUUCUGGGGACUCAAGCUGUAGGUGACUUUUAAAAUUGGUUUUGGUGCAAGCAGUUACAGAUAGUCUGCCUUCCAGUGAUCGGCUCGGCACAUCACCUCACCGGGCA
Messenger RNA from Cariama cristata (Red-legged seriema), 1455 nucleotides. RefSeq names its product methyltransferase like 14 (gene METTL14). The record is from RefSeq and is a predicted model, not a curated record. NCBI's taxonomy places the organism in Eukaryota, Metazoa, Chordata, Aves, Cariamiformes, Cariamidae. The annotation marks the transcript as partial. Gene Ontology annotation, molecular function: mRNA binding. Gene Ontology annotation, cellular component: RNA N6-methyladenosine methyltransferase complex; nucleus. The transcript has 10 exons.